AAGCCCACAUGGUAACAGAAGUAAAAUCAUAUCUUCGGUAUUCCAACGAAAUAAUAAAAUCGAACCAUGUUACUACAUGGAAGAAUGUGAUAAUUAUGCUGUUCAAACGGAAGAUCCAUGCUUUCAAUGCGUCGACAUUCCAGCAAAGAUGUAUACUACUCUCCAGGAUGCAACUACGACAGUUACAGACAUAUGCACAGUAUGUAAAAAAGAAAAGAUUCCGCAAACCGAUAUAUUUCAGUAUUCUAAUAUCUACAAGGAUAACGAAGGAAGAAUUUGCUGCGAUUUGUGUGCACCUUCACAUUCAAAUAAAAUACCGAUUAUUAUAAAUGAAAGCAAAGAUAUCUUACAAAAGUGUUCUGUUUGUGGAAAUUUUCCAUGUAUAAUUGAUGCUCGUAGCAUAGGUGUUGUUUAUAAACACGAUGAGAAACCUUCUUACUGUAUGAAAUGUGGCAAAUUACAAUCUUGAAAUAUAUCUGUGAUAUGUAAUUUAUUAUAAA
Polistes dominula (European paper wasp) is the source of this 500-nucleotide messenger RNA. RefSeq lists its product as uncharacterized. Lineage: Eukaryota; Metazoa; Arthropoda; Insecta; Hymenoptera; Vespidae. The record is from RefSeq and is a predicted model, not a curated record.